AUGGAUGAAUCUGAAAUGUUAUCUUCCUCUGAUUCAAUCGGCUCCGAUAAUGAAACCAGUUCAGCUCCGUUUUCCAGGAAGAAUGAAGAUUCAACUAAAGAUACUUCUCCUGGCUCUCAAGCUGUGGCCUCGGAAAGUAGACACUCAGAUGAUUAUAGAUAUCUAGGCCUUCGACCUCGAUCCGAUUCGAAACAAGAUUCGAAUUCGGGUGCCUUGCACAGCAGCUUCCACCCGAAUCCAGAAAAGGCUGUACCUCUUACACAAAUGAUCAUGAGCGGCACUAGCAAGAACCCCUACACAGGAGAAGUUAUAAACUAUACCUAUAUCGAGUACAAGGCGAAUACAAAACCCAUCAAGGGCUUCGGCUGUCAACGAGCACCUGAGCAAAUUGAACUUCCUGCUUCAAAGCCAAAAGAGCCAGUAGAACCGUGGAAGAUUUUUCCUCCACCGCCGAAUGCUGCCUACAUAGGAAUGGAAAAGGUCGAGGAGGACUACGAUCCCCAACAAUAUGAUGCUUUUGAUGCUGCUCUUGAUGGAGCUGAACUAGCUAUCAAGAACACACCUUCUCCUCAAAAGUCUGCGCUUGGUCUUUCUGGAGCUACUAGGCAUACUAGGCGAAGACUGUCGGUUGGUGGUAUUGUAGCCACGAGAAUGGACUUUACACAAAAGGCAUGGGUAGAAUUUGAACCUUCAGUUAUUGGUGAGAUCUACAGCGGGUAAGAUGGAUUUUUGUUUAUUUGAGAGACCCAUCAGCUAUGAUUCAUAAUCUAUAUUCCUGCUCAAGCUCUUACUAAUACACACUUACUAAUAUACUGGUUCUCACAGAGAUGAGCAAAAAGCCGACUUCAUCAAAAAUUUAGACGAAGGAGCCCAAAUCGAAUACUGUAAAAAGUGUAAAGAGCGCCACAUCCCACCCGGCUCCGCCCUCACACUUCCAGAACGAGACACCUGCGGAGCAUAUCUACCCGAAUGGUUUCCAACCAAAGGAAUCCAUAAACCAUGGACAAGCUUCAUCGAAAUGAUCAAUCACUGGGUCCGUCUCAAUGAAAUCAACCAAGGAUACAACCACAAGGAAAACCCAGAGCGUCACCUAUGGAACCUAGAAUUUCACGAAAGCCACGACAAAUGGAAACAGAUAGGACGAACCAAAGGACAUGGAGGCUGGUGGAAAUGUAGAAGCGGACCCGGAGCUACGUAUGCGGAAAGAUCGUGUCGGGUUUGCACAUCCAAAGAUGCGAUCUCUAGGGACAAUGAAGUGCGAGCUCAGAAACUCAAACCGAGCGCCUUACACUGCAAACAGAGUAUUGAAAAUUGGGUUGCGAGGAUGAUUAAGGAGGCUGGAAGGAGAGAUAAAGAGAUCGUGUUGGCUAUGUGGCGUACGAAUGGUAUUCCGCUGCAUUAUGGUCCGAGGGUUGCGAGAAAUGGUACGUACCCGCUUACGGAGGGUACACGAACGAUUAAUAUAGGAGUUCCGCCGUCGGCUGCUCGAACUUUACUUUUGCCUGAGCAGAUGUUUUCGGAGAGGUUGUUUAGGGGGAAUGGGAAGGCUGAUGGGGGUCUUCAAUCGAUUGAUGAAGCGUUGGAGAUUAUGGGUGGUAAGUGUCGGAUGGGAUCACCUGUUUCAUCGACUGAUAGACUUGAUAUUCCGAGGAUUGUUGUGCAGGGUAUUGCUUUGAGUUCAAUUGUUUCUUCGUGAUAUCCUUUGGUGGUUUGUGGUUUGUGGUUUGUGGUCUGUUUUUGUUGGGUUUGGGUUUGGUUUGAAUGGUCUUUUUAUGGUAAUGCUAAAGAAUGACGCCUUUAGUUUCCACGCAAGAGAUGUGUCUUUG
Molecule: messenger RNA, 1826 nt
Organism: Sclerotinia trifoliorum
Lineage: Eukaryota; Fungi; Ascomycota; Leotiomycetes; Helotiales; Sclerotiniaceae
Source: the annotation of a GenBank genome assembly